This is a messenger RNA of Nycticebus coucang (slow loris), 4074 nucleotides long. It is a transcript of the gene PCGF3, whose product is annotated as polycomb group ring finger 3. Bases 409 to 1137 code for a protein of 242 amino acids. The record is from RefSeq and is a predicted model, not a curated record. Gene Ontology annotation, cellular component: PRC1 complex. NCBI's taxonomy places the organism in Eukaryota, Metazoa, Chordata, Mammalia, Primates, Lorisidae. The transcript has 11 exons. Gene Ontology annotation, biological process: regulation of transcription by RNA polymerase II.
GCAGCUCGGUGGGCGUCUAGCCGCAAAUCGCGCAUGCUCCAACCGCGGCGCCCCCGACUCCGCGCUCGGCUGGAUUCGGGUAUUUCCGCCUCUUUGUUUUAAACUCCGGACAGGUUUUUUUCCUCCUCCUCUUGCGGGGGACCCGGAGGGAGCGGCGCCCCCUCCCCCUCCCGGCGCGGCCUCCGCGUGCACCCCGCUCGCCAGCAACCCGAGACCGCAGGCUUCACCAUGUAGCAGGCUCCAGGCUGUCAUUCUCAGAAAAUGGACAGAGAGCAGGGUCCAAGAGGACGGUGCAGCUGUGGGCCGGAGUGUGGAGUGAGGCAGGAGCAUUGCGCUGGAGUGGUGGCCUGAAGCCCCCAUGCCCCCGCAGAGGGACGGACAGGCAGACGUCUAGAGGAGGAGCCAAAGAUGCUGACCAGGAAGGUCAGGCUGUGGGACAUCAACGCCCACAUCACCUGCCGCCUGUGCAGCGGGUACCUCAUCGACGCAACCACGGUGACGGAGUGUCUGCACACGUUCUGCCGGAGUUGCCUGGUGAAGUAUUUGGAAGAGAAUAACACCUGCCCAACCUGUCGGAUCGUGAUCCACCAGAGCCACCCGCUGCAGUACAUCGGUCAUGACAGAACCAUGCAGGACAUUGUUUACAAGUUGGUACCAGGCCUCCAGGAAGCGGAGAUGAGAAAGCAGAGAGAAUUCUACCACAAACUGGGCAUGGAGGUGCCUGGUGACGUCAAGGGAGAGGCCUGCUCUGCAAAGCAGCACGUGGACCCCCACCGUAACGGUGAAACCAAAGCAGACGACAGUUCAAACAAAGAGGCCGCGGAGGAGAAACCGGAGGAGGACCAUGACUACCACAGGAGUGACGAGCAGGUGAGCAUCUGUCUGGAGUGCAACAGCAGCAAACUGCGGGGGCUGAAACGGAAGUGGAUCCGCUGCUCUGCUCAGGCCACUGUGUUGCACCUGAAGAAGUUCAUCGCCAAGAAGCUUAACCUCUCAUCCUUCAAUGAGCUGGACAUCUUAUGCAAUGAGGAGAUUCUGGGCAAGGACCACACACUCAAGUUCGUGGUUGUCACGAGGUGGAGAUUCAAGAAAGCACCCCUGCUGCUGCACUACAGACCCAAGAUGGACUUGCUGUGAGGCACCAGACUCAGCCCUUGCACCCCCAGGUGUCCUGCGUGAGGUCUUCACAGCCAUGCACAUCAGAAUGUUGCCUCUGAGUGUUGUGUGGACCAGACUUCUGAAUAGAGAAUAUUUAUAACUUUUGUAUGAGAGAAUUCACACUCAACGAGACAACUACCAGCACCACGUUUACAGAGGAUGAAAACACUUCACAGUGGCAUGUAGCCAAGUAAUGCGCUUCUGUUUGCUUCAGAUUCACAACCGGUGUAACAGCUGUAGCGCGGCCUGGUUUGAAAGUCACCUUGACACAGAUCACUUUUGCUUGCUUUCCAGGUCUUGAAAAUCUGAGUUCAUUUCAGUUUAGUUUGUGAAUUAGAUUUUAUGAUAAGCCUCAAAAAUACUUGUGCUUUUAUGGAAUCCUUCCUAAGUUAUUGAAAAAAUAUCAUUUCAUGGUGAAUGAUGAUAUUUAUGUUGCCUUUGGCUUCCUAAAGACUUAAAAGAUAUAUAAAAGUUUAAUUUAAAAGCAUACCAAAAGAAGUUUCCAUUAAUACCAUGAUUUAACCACAAUAUUUAAUUUUCACCUUAUAAAACACAACAAAGGCCACAGCCGCGAAGUCAUCACCUUUAUGUUGUUUGGCACUGUGGGCCAGUCAGUGUGUGGGCUCUGUGGGACAGACACUCAACCACAGCCAAACAGGGGGUAGGGGGUCACCACGCCUGGCGAUUUCUGACACAUGGGGUAUACCACAGGCAGUUUGACCAACUCAAGUUUGGUUUGCAAAACAAUUCUUGUUUUUAAAAAGUACUUAUUAAAAAGGGCACAAAUUGUUGAUUUCCUACUUACUCUUUCCCAUUUUCAUUUUGCCUAAGAGAAAAGUAGUGGUGUCUGUGGUGGCUCCUUCCUGCAAGGCCCAUCAGAUGAAGCUUGGGGUAUCUGGUGCCCGGGGACAGUGUGCUGGUAACAGCAUCAGGAUUGUGCACGCCGUGCACCAUGCUCACUGCAGAUGAGUCGUUUCCAUGGUUCUCUCUCCACCCUCGCCCUGUUGGUGGAAGUAGCUUACAGACCGUGGCAGUUGUUAGUAGAAGGCAUUUGAACUUGUGGGCAGGGCAGGCAGGCUAGGGGGUCAGAGGGCAGCCCCUGUCAGCCCCUCUCCUCACAGACUUAGUAUUUUUGUCAAAUUAGGGAAUGACCUCUUUGCAGCACAUGAACAUUUUUUCCCUUAAAACAGUAACUUGGAGUGUAGAAAGGCAAGAAUGAGGAGAAAGGAGCCAUUUUUCUGGAGCAGCCUUCAUUGUAAUCUCCACUAAAAUAUUCCUAUUGGUUUCUUGCUGGAUAUUGAGCCUCCUUCCUCCCUCCCACCUUCCAGGCCCCAGUGUUAACUGGCCACCAGCCAGGUUUCCAUGAAGUAUUUCACCUUAGAGACAAGAAUUUUUUCUUAUAUUUUCUUUGGAAGUUAUGUUCGUCUCAUCAACACACAGUUGUUUGUUCUCUUCUGUCUCCCGUUAGAUGUGGGGUGUCAGAGCCAGCUCCCGAAGACCCAGCCGCAGGGAUGAGAAAACGAACAUUUGGGUUUAUUCUGUCCAUGUGCUUUGUAUUGUGUGAGGCCUUUUUAACACAUAAAAGCAAAUUCUUUGUUAGGAAUUGGUCAAAAUUCACUUCUUUAUUUAAAACCAUAACUCCCAGGACUGUUUGGAUUAUUCAGUUACCUAAGCUUGCUGUUCAUACAAAUCAUGUUUUAGGGUUCUGCAAGGGUUUGUGAGUAGAUGUGUAUGAGUAAAUAUUACCUGUCUACCUCAAAAUAUACAUACUGCUGAAGCAUUCUGCAAAACCAUAUCAUCACAGUGCAGUUCUAAGAGUAACGUUAGAAUUUAGGUAUUUUCCUAUGUGGUAAAAUUAAGGAAGGAUUUAAACAGUUAUAAGCCUCCAAAUUCAGAUAAAAUUAAUUCACAGUCCAGAUUAAAUUUAGUAUCACUGUAAUAAUCUCAUAAUAUAUAUUUGUAACUUUGUAGCUAUCUUUGAAAUCACUUGACUUUGCUAUGGUGCUAAGUUGAUACAUUUAAAUAUACAGAGAGAUAGGGAUAAAUUGAAGCCAGUAUCAACGUCUCCAGCUGGUUGUGACCCUGCUUUUGUAAUUGUGUUAACCUGAUAAAACCUCAGCAGCAAAAGUACCUAUUUUUCUAAGAUUUCAUCAUGCAGACUGUCUCACUGCAGGACAAUUUCCUUGGUGACCUUCUGCCUCUUUGGUCUGACUUCAUAGCCUUAUGUGGUUCAGAGACAGGAGCAUAAUGAGCCUCCGUCAUUAUGAGAAGCUUCCAGCGGUCUCAUUUCAUUUCUGUCAAGCUCUCAUUUAACAUCAAAGGCUGAAUUUUAUUUUUUCCAGCAUGAAAGCCAGGAUCAGUUAAUGACUGGAUCCUGUUAAGUUGUUUAACAGAUGGUGUUACUGUGAAGUAGUUUUCACAACUAUUUAUGCUGGUGAAACAAAUGCUGUUAAAUUACCUUAGGCAUCAUUUUCAAUAGAAUGGGCCUAAUUGUCCAGAAUGUGGUCUCACUUGACACCGUUUUCAUGAAAAUAAAAAAGUCAAAUAGAAUAUAUAAUAAUAAAUUUAAGAUUUGGGGGGUUGAAAAAGAAAACAUAACUUUAUAAAAUUAUUUAUUCUAUUUUAUGCCUUCUAUCAUAUUUUCCCAUCCAGUUGUUUGGUUUCAGUGAUCCAGCUUUAUUUACAGGCAUAUAAAAUGAAAUUGUGAGAUGUUUUGCAAGCUUCGUUUUAUUUUGAGUAGCUUUUAAUUUGUAUGUUUUGUUUUAUAUGGAUGACAAGCAUCUUUUAUGCUUUUGUGCAAUAGGUUCCAACAUGCAUUUAUUAGACAUCUGUUUAAAUUAUAAUGUAGCAUUUUACUCUGCUAAAUUGAAAGGGAAUACAGGUAGAAUUUCAAAAUACGUGCAUUCAGCUAUUUGG